AUGGCUACUACGUAUAAGCCUAAGAACAUUCUCAUCACUGGAGCUGCUGGAUUCAUUGCCUCUCAUGUUGCCAACAGAUUAAUCCGUAGCUAUCCAGAUUACAAGAUCGUUGUGUUGGACAAGCUUGAUUACUGUUCAGAUCUGAAGAAUCUCGAUCCUUCGUUUUCUUCUCCAAAUUUCAAGUUUGUGAAAGGAGAUAUCGCGAGUGAUGACCUCGUUAACUACCUCCUCAUCACUGAAAACAUCGACACCAUCAUGCACUUUGCUGCUCAAACCCAUGUUGAUAACUCCUUUGGUAAUAGCUUUGAGUUCACCAAGAACAACAUUUAUGGUACUCAUGUCCUCUUGGAAGCCUGUAAAGUAACAGGACAGAUCAGGAGGUUUAUUCAUGUGAGCACCGAUGAAGUCUAUGGAGAAACCGAUGAGGAUGCUGCUAAGCUGAAGAAUCUGGGUUGGUCAGAGCGAACCGCGUGGGAAGAUGGACUGAAGAAGACAAUGGAAUGGUACAUUCAGAAUCCUGAGUGGUGGGGUGAUGUUUCUGGAGCUUUGCUUCCUCAUCCGAGAAUGCUUAUGAUGCCCGGAGGAAGAGUUCCUGACGGCUCCGAUGAGAAGAAUGACUCGUCAAGCAACGCGGUCCAGACAUUCACGGUUGUAACACCGAACAACAAGACUGGUGGUUCUAGUGACAAAGCUUUCUUGAAGUUUUUGAUCUACGGUAAGACUGGUUGGAUCGGUGGUCUCUUAGGGAAACUAUGUGAGAAGCAAGGGAUUACUUAUGAGUAUGGGAAAGGACGUUUAGAAGAUAGAGCCUCUCUCGUCGCGGAUAUUCGCAGUAUCAAACCGACCCAUGUGUUUAACGCUGCUGGUUUAACUGGCAGACCAAACGUUGACUGGUGUGAAUCUCACAAACCAGAGACCAUUCGUGUCAAUGUCGCUGGUACUUUGACUCUCGCUGAUGUUUGCAGAGAGAAUGAUCUCUUGAUGAUGAACUUCGCCACCGGUUGCAUAUUCGAGUACGAUGCUGCACAUCCAGAGCGUUCGGGUAUUGGUUUCAAGGAAGAAGACAAGCCGAAUUUCACUGGCUCUUUCUACUCAAAAACCAAAGCCAUGGUCGAGGAGCUUCUGAGAGAAUUUGACAAUGUGUGUACCUUGAGAGUGCGGAUGCCGAUCUCAUCAGACCUAAACAACCCGAGAAACUUCAUCACGAAGAUCUCGCGGUACAACAAAGUGGUGAACAUCCCGAACAGCAUGACCAUACUGGACGAGCUUCUGCCGAUCUCCAUCGAGAUGGCGAAGAGAAACCUAAGAGGGAUAUGGAACUUCACCAACCCAGGGGUGGUGAGCCACAACGAGAUACUGGAGAUGUACAAGAGUUACAUCGAGCCAGGGUUUAAAUGGUCCAACUUCACAGUGGAAGAACAAGCAAAGGUCAUUGUUGCUCCUCGAAGCAACAAUGAAAUGGAUGGGACUAAACUAAGCAAGGAGUUCCCAGAGAUGCUACCAAUUAAAGAGGCGCUGAUCAAAUACGUCUUCGAACCUAACAAGAGAACCUGA
Thlaspi arvense is the source of this 1554-nucleotide messenger RNA. NCBI's taxonomy places the organism in Eukaryota, Viridiplantae, Streptophyta, Magnoliopsida, Brassicales, Brassicaceae. The record is from the annotation of a GenBank genome assembly.